Messenger RNA from Penicillium canescens, 708 nucleotides. RefSeq names its product UbiX family flavin prenyltransferase. The record is from RefSeq and is a predicted model, not a curated record. Lineage: Eukaryota; Fungi; Ascomycota; Eurotiomycetes; Eurotiales; Aspergillaceae. The transcript has a single exon. The coding region runs from base 1 to 708 and encodes 235 amino acids. Gene Ontology annotation, molecular function: carboxy-lyase activity.
AUGCUGUCUAUGCUCUCCGGCGCACACACUCCUCAGUCAGGAGGCGCUUCUCCUGGUGGCAGCCAAACUGGAGCCACGACACCAAUUGAGACACAUCUCGAACAAACCCAACAUGCCCCGAUACAACAAUCAACAAAACCUCGCAAACGCAUCGUCGUCGCCAUGACCGGAGCUACGGGCGCGAUUCUCGGUAUCAAAGUCCUCCUCGCCCUCCGCCGUCUCAACAUCGAAACUCAUCUUGUCAUGAGCAAAUGGGCCGAAGCAACGAUCAAAUACGAAACGGACUACCACCCGUCCAAUGUCAGAGCACUGGCUGACCAUGUCCACAAUAUCAAUGAUAUGGCAGCCCCCGUGUCGAGCGGGUCAUUCAAGACUGACGGCAUGAUCGUCGUUCCUUGCAGCAUGAAAACGCUUGCAGCGAUCCACAGCGGAUUCUGUGACGAUCUUAUCUCUCGUACUGCCGAUGUGAUGCUCAAGGAACGACGCAAGCUGGUGCUCGUCGCUCGGGAAACACCUCUAAGCGAUAUCCAUCUUCGGAAUAUGUUGGAAAUCACGCGUAGCGGGGCUAUCAUCUUCCCCCCUGUGCCCGCAUAUUACAUCCGAGCUGCCUCGGUCGAUGACCUGGUCGAUCAGAGUGUCGGUCGAAUGUUGGACCUGUUCGAUCUGGAUACGGGGGAUUUCACCAGAUGGGAAGGUUGGGAGAAAUAA